Molecule: messenger RNA, 2815 nt
Organism: Suncus etruscus (white-toothed pygmy shrew)
Lineage: Eukaryota; Metazoa; Chordata; Mammalia; Eulipotyphla; Soricidae
Gene: CELF3
Product: CUGBP Elav-like family member 3
Exons: 13
Coding region: 462-1883 (473 amino acids)
Biological process (GO): mRNA splice site recognition; regulation of alternative mRNA splicing, via spliceosome
Cellular component (GO): ribonucleoprotein complex; cytoplasm; nucleus
Molecular function (GO): mRNA binding
Source: RefSeq, a predicted model, not a curated record
AGAAGCCUUCCCUGACCCCCUGGGCCUCCUCCAUCAUCCUCACCCCUUCCCACCCCCACCCACCCCAUCACCCUAUCAUCAACCUCUCCUCCAGCUCUCUCUGCUCAGCACCCCGAGAUCCUGCUACCUGCCAUCUAACUAGCCCCCCCAGGUCUGGCCACACUGGCCCCCCAGCUGGGAGACCUCCCAGUCUUCUCCCCCUUCGAGGGACACUGUGGCUUGGGCAAUGUCCCCUGGUGGCAUGGCCCCGUCCGCCUAGAUCCCUGACCCCGGCCCCCACCCCCCUUUCUCCCCAACCCUUUGCCUUCUUUGUGUGCUGGCACCCCUCCGCUGAGUGCUGGGAUUGGGGGUGACGGAGGCAGAGCCAGCCUAGGCUGGGCCCCCCCCAGCCCCCUUUCCACUCGCCUCCUGGCCUGCAAGUCUGUCCCCUUCCCCUCGGCCCCUCCUCCUGGGCCGCCUCGAUGAAGGAGCCGGAUGCCAUCAAGCUGUUUGUGGGACAGAUCCCCCGACAUCUGGAAGAGAAGGACCUGAAACCCAUCUUCGAGCAGUUCGGCCGCAUCUUCGAGCUGAGUGUCAUUAAAGACAAGUACACGGGUUUGCACAAGGGAUGUGCCUUCCUGACCUACUGUGCCCGCGAUUCAGCCCUGAAGGCCCAGAGUGCCCUACACGAACAGAAGACGCUUCCAGGGAUGAACAGGCCUAUCCAGGUCAAGCCAGCCGACAGCGAGAGCCGAGGAGAAGACCGGAAGCUCUUUGUGGGGAUGCUCGGAAAGCAGCAGACAGAUGAGGAUGUGAGGAAGAUGUUUGAGCCUUUUGGGACCAUAGACGAAUGCACUGUGCUUCGGGGGCCCGACGGCACCAGCAAAGGCUGCGCCUUCGUGAAAUUCCAGACCCAUGCAGAGGCCCAGGCGGCCAUCCACACGCUGCAUAGCAGUCGGACACUCCCGGGGGCGUCAUCCAGCUUGGUGGUCAAGUUCGCAGACACGGAGAAGGAGCGAGGGCUGCGACGGAUGCAGCAAGUGGCAACACAGUUGGGCAUGUUCAGCCCCAUUGCCCUCCACUUCGGAGCCUACAGUGCUUACACCCAGGCUCUGAUGCAGCAACAGGCGGCCCUGGUGGCAGCCCACAGUGCCUACCUCAGCCCUAUGGCCGCCAUGGCUGCUGUACAAAUGCAGCAUAUGGCCGCCAUCAAUGCCAAUGGCCUCAUAGCCACACCUAUCACCCCAUCCUCAGGAACCAGCACGCCUCCUGCCAUCGCUGCCACGCCCGUCUCUGCCAUCCCCGCUGCCCUGGGUGUCAACGGUUAUAGCCCGGUGCCCACACAGCCCACUGGGCAGCCUGCCCCGGAUGCUCUGUACCCCAAUGGAGUGCACCCCUAUCCAGCCCAGAGCCCUGCAGCCCCAAUGGACCCCCUUCAGCAGGCUUAUGCCGGGAUGCAACACUAUACAGAGUUGCUCUCUCUUCUCCCCAUCCCAGCAGCGUACCCGGCUGCCUACAGCCUGGUGGCCCCCGCGUUCCCACAGCCUCCUCCGGCCCUGGUGGCCCAGCAGCCACCGCCCCCACCCCCCCAGCAGCAGCCACAACAACAGCCACAGCAGCAGCAACGGGAAGGCCCCGACGGCUGCAACAUCUUCAUCUACCACCUGCCCCAGGAGUUCACAGACUCUGAGAUCCUGCAGAUGUUCGUCCCCUUUGGCCACGUCAUCUCAGCCAAAGUGUUUGUGGAUAGGGCCACCAAUCAGAGCAAGUGUUUUGGCUUUGUGAGUUUUGACAAUCCAGCUAGUGCCCAAGCUGCCAUCCAGGCCAUGAACGGCUUCCAGAUUGGCAUGAAGCGUCUCAAAGUCCAGCUAAAGCGGCCGAAGGAUGCCAACAGGCCCUACUGAGGGUCCCCAGGCAUGGAAGCACCAGAGAAUGGGGCGUCUCACCCCUCUCCCCCUGGCUGGUUCCUGGCUGACCUCUCUGCACAUCUGCCCUGGGCCUUGUUGGGGCUCUGGGGCCAAAGCUGCUUCCUGCCCCUGGGGACACAGGACACCGGCCACACCUACCACCUGCACCCCCUUUUGGCCUGUUUCUCCAGGCCCCCUUCUGGCCUUCCUGAGGACUCGCAUGGAGACAAGCUUCGAGGCUUGAGGUGCUGCCUUCUGCUGGGGCUCUGUGAGAGCUUUGGUGCCCAGCACUUGUCCCUGUCCACUCCCCUCUCCCCCCCCUGUAUGGGGGGCCUCCCUAAAACUCCCCACCCCAUUUUCUCCCAGCCUCUCUCCCCUCUUUAGGGCUUCUUAGAAGCUGGCCCGCGUUCCCUGCACCCUCAGUUAGAGGUAGUUUUCCCCAAUCCCUGGGCUCCCAGCCCGAACACUCACUGCCUCCCCCAAGGGCCCCCUCUAUUGAGGGUGUGGGGAAGCCUGAGGGCCACAGAGACCCUCCUCCUUUCAUGAGGAAAUAACCUACCCGACCCCCCGAAAAUGUUUACAGUCUCUGCUGGCCCCUCUGUAAAUGCCGCCAGUACUGCUGGCCUGCCCGGACGCUCUUUCUGGGAGUUGGACAGUCUCCUUCGGAAUUUUCUCUCAAGUUCUCCCUUUGCUUUGGGGUGUAAUUGAGUCCAUGGGGAGGUGGGAGGCAGGGAGGGCUGAAGGGGUUUAUUAUCUGAUCAUUUUCUUUAGGAAGAAGCUUUAGGGCAAAAAAAUGGGGGGGUGGGAGUGGUGAGGGGAGAUGGGGUCCGUUUCCGACGAGUCUCUCUGCUUAACUUAUUUAUUUAUUGCAUUUUACUUUCAAAGAGUUGGUCUUUUCUGUCUAAAUAAAGAAAACAAAAUAGUUUAAA